GCGCUCUCUUUCGGUUUGGUCGGCCGCUGGAGGAGAGUGGACCCCCCCCCCCACUUUGAGGCUUUUUCCCCGGCGCCUCCCUGCCGCCCCCCGGUCCCGGCGCGGGGCUCGGGGAUGCCCGCCAGCAUGUUCAGCAUCGACAACAUCCUGGCCGCCCGGCCGCGCUGCAAAGACUCGGUGCUGCCCGUGGCGCCCAGCGCCGCGGCUCCCGUCGUCUUCCCGGCCCUGCACGGGGACUCGCUCUACGGCGCCGGCGGCGGCGCCUCCUCGGACUAUGGCGCCUUCUAUCCGCGCCCGGUGGCCCCCGGCGGCGCAGGCCUCCCGGCCGCGGUCGGCGGCUCCCGCCUCGGCUACAACAACUACUUCUACGGGCAGCUGCACGUGCAGGCGGCGCCCGUGGGCCCGGCCUGCUGCGGGGCCGUGCCGCCGCUGGGCGCCCAGCAGUGCUCCUGCGUCCCGACGCCCCCAGGCUACGAGGGCCCCGGCUCGGUGCUAGUGUCCCCAGUGCCGCACCAGAUGCUGCCCUACAUGAACGUGGGCACCCUGUCGCGCACCGAGCUGCAACUCCUCAACCAGCUGCACUGCCGGCGGAAGCGGCGGCACCGCACCAUCUUCACGGACGAGCAGCUCGAAGCGCUGGAGAACCUCUUCCAGGAGACCAAGUACCCAGACGUGGGUACCCGCGAGCAGCUGGCCCGGAAGGUGCACCUCCGCGAGGAGAAAGUGGAGGUCUGGUUUAAAAAUCGCCGUGCCAAAUGGAGGCGGCAGAAGCGGUCCUCGUCGGAGGAGUCGGAAAACGCCGAGAAGUGGAACAAGGCGUCGUCAAAGGCGUCGCCCGAGAAGAGGGAAGAGGAAGGUAAAAGCGAUUUGGACUCGGACAGCUGACGGCCGCGGGCCGGCUGCGGCUCUUGACUAACUCGAAGGACUUGCACAGACAGACGAUGCUACUUUCUUGCACACGCGCUGCCUUGCGGGAGGGGGCCGAGAAAGAGGAACGAGGAGCUGUAAAUAGUGUACAGAGCCCGGAGGGUUGGCGCCUGGGGUCGGGGGUGCGCAGGGGCUCGAGCCCCGAAGUCCAAGGCCGCCAGCGCCUCGCUCCCCACCGUAGUAUUUAUAGUUAAGUUAACGGUGACGAUACAAUAAAGUGAUGGCGAUGUAGUCGG
Molecule: messenger RNA, 1163 nt
Organism: Felis catus (domestic cat)
Lineage: Eukaryota; Metazoa; Chordata; Mammalia; Carnivora; Felidae
Gene: GSC
Product: goosecoid homeobox
Exons: 3
Coding region: 115-885 (256 amino acids)
Biological process (GO): regulation of transcription by RNA polymerase II
Cellular component (GO): nucleus
Molecular function (GO): DNA-binding transcription factor activity, RNA polymerase II-specific; RNA polymerase II cis-regulatory region sequence-specific DNA binding
Source: RefSeq, a predicted model, not a curated record